CAAGGAAUUCAACAGCGGGAGGUGACGUCAGAAUCCCGCAUAUUGCAGUGUUGUCGCUUUCAAAAACAUUGGAUAUGGGGUAGAACAUUUAACCCUGUUCCGAACUUUAGUUUUCCCGUUUUCGGUGACUUUUACUUUUCGCAAAAUACUUUUGUAUUAACUUCGCGAGAGAGACAUUGAGCAGUGAAAGCAUGCCAAAUUCGUUGUUUUGUUUUUCUUGAGGAUUUACGGAAUUUCUCCUCGCUAACAACAGGGGAAGUGCCCGCUGUCCUUUGUCUGCCACGGGUGUUUUUAAAGUAUUCGACAUGGACGUUUACGGAAACAAUGGUGUUUUUCUGGUCAAAAGACUGUUUAAUAAUGCAGUUCUUGAGAUUUCGAACAUGUCAGACAUUACGAAGGCGAACCCUCACGGAUGCGAUAACGGGGCUUUGACAAACAGAUUCGGAGUCUUGAUUCAAGGGUUGCUGGCGAUAGUCGCCUUCAGCACAUUGAUGCUGAAGAGGUUCCGGGAGCCUGUAGGGAUCAGAAGACCAUGGAGGAUCUGGUUUUACGACACAUCCAAGCAGGCCAUUGGCGCUCUCUUCAUCCACUUCGCCAACAUCUUCCUCUCCAACCUCACAGAAAUUGACCCCUGUUCCCUGUAUCUGAUGAACUUCCUGCUCGACGCCACGCUAGGCAUGCUGGUCAUCUGGGCGGGGGUCAUGGUUGUCUCCAGGAUCGUGGAGUACAAGCAGUUCACACUGCUCACCUUUGGAGAAUACGGUGACCCUCCCCAGGCUGCAGCAUGGCUCGGUCAGUGUGGGGUCUACCUUCUCAUCAUGGUCCUGGAGAAGAGUGUGGUUAGCUUGGUGCUGCUCAUCCCUGGAUGGACCAACCUGCAGUCUGUGUUGCUGGACUACAUCCCUAACCCUCAGGUGGAGCUUGUGUUGGUCAUGCUCAUCGUGCCCUUCAUUGUCAACUCCAUCAUGUUCUGGGUGGUGGACAGUCUGAUGAUGAGGAAGUACAAGACGUUGAAGAGCCUGGACGAGUCCUGCGACGACUCGGCCAAGGUCGACUCCACGGCGCCGUGGGUUACCGGCGACGAGUCACGGGUCCUGUUGACGACCGAGACAGACACGGAGGAGGAGCAAGAGGAGGAUAGGUCAACAAUGGUCCGAGGACGGUCCCACUCUAGCCUCCCAGGAGUGGGCAUUAAUACCUAGCUGGGUGGAGGUGUAGCUCUGGGACCUUCCUCUACAAGACCCUGACACACAUGCAGACACGCACACACACAAGGAUGUGUGGAUGUACGCCCCUUCCAGAUCACACAGAUUUGCAGUUGACAAUUGACAGUUGUCAUUUGACAUGGAGAGUCUGUCACUGGUUUUUAAUUUCUACACAUCCCAAUUAUGUCUUUUAAUGAUGUCUUGACUGUUAUGAUGAUGUUGAAUGAUAUAUGAACAGUGCUUUAUUAUGAAAAAAGUCCUCCACCCUUGCAGUCCCUGUUUACCGAAACAACAAGCUUGGGGGUGGCUAUAAAGUGUCUCUUGAUGGAGAUAAUUAGAGAGCACAGUGGGAGCAUGAGGGAACAAGACAGCGAUGAUGAAAGGAGAGAGAGAGAGAGUAAAUCUGUCUCACGGGGGGGAUUUUGUGAUCUCCAAAGAGCUCUUUAUGACAUAUCAACUUCCAAAGAGUAGCGGUUUUCCUUCAUCCUCAUACAGAUAACUGCUUAGUUUAAACCUCGACAUACAGCAUAUAAUGGUCUGUAAUUAAAGACUUUAAGUCUGUUUUGGACCUGUAGUAUCAGUAGAAUCCACUACUAGUGUCCUUGUCUCCUUUCAAUCCUAUUGAUUUCACCUAUCACGUCCAGUCAGAUCAGUUGUCAGACUAUUGUAACUCAGCCGGAGGAAUUGGACCAUAAAGUUGGAGAUGUUUCAUCUCUGAGUUGGACUGUAAUAGUCUGGUCUGGAACAGUUCUUCACACUGUCUCCAGAGGAUGUUUAACAAGGUGGAAAAUGGUCUUCUAUGUAGAAAACGGACCAAAUCAUUUCAUAUUCCUCAUGGAUGUCCAUUUGGGAUUGAUUUGGAUUUAUCCAAAUAUUUGCAAUGUUUCUACUAUGAACUAAAGAGCAUUGUGAUAUGGAGAGUGAUUUUGAAUGUUCUAAUGUAU
Molecule: messenger RNA, 2149 nt
Organism: Coregonus clupeaformis (lake whitefish)
Lineage: Eukaryota; Metazoa; Chordata; Actinopteri; Salmoniformes; Salmonidae
Product: store-operated calcium entry regulator STIMATE
Exons: 8
Coding region: 306-1202 (298 amino acids)
Cellular component (GO): membrane
Source: RefSeq, a predicted model, not a curated record